AGUGACCUCAUUUUCAGAUGCGGAACAGAGGCCGACUUUUAGGGAAGUUUUACUCGGUAUCAACUCCCGUCCCGACCUCGGUACGGUAUAUUUAGGGAGAGGGACCUACCUGAGAUACCUAGGCCUUACAGUAGACGUCCUCUAGCUCUCGAGUCAAGUCAUUGCCGAUCCCGAGAUACAAGUCUCCCUCCAAUACCUUUCCUUACAAGCUUUAAAUACUGUAUCUGGGCUCCUGUAAUCGAACACGGCCCCGCGCGACUUGUAAGUUUUCCUUCCCCAGGUUUUUAAUUACUGUUCAUUCCCCAUCAAUUCAAUUCGAUCCAUUUCUGUCCUACAUAAAAAUCGCUUACACGCGCCUCGCUUAAGCUUAAACUUGUAUACUACAUCAACCAUUUACAAACGGCAUCAUGUCAGACAACGCCGAAAAGGAGACCACUCCUCAGAUCGAUACGCCUGUGACAAAGGUCGAGAUUACUCCUAACAAGGUCGAAAUCAGCACGGCGCCCGAGACUCAAGCAAUCCCUCAGAAUGACAAUGUCGCUCACGCUCUUGCUGGCGCUGGAGGUGGUCUUCUGUCCAUGAUCCUGACCUACCCUCUCAUCACCCUCUCAACACGCGCUCAGGUCGAGUCUAAGAAGGCCGAGAGCAAGUUCAGCGAGGCUGUUGGCAACAUCAUCGCCCGUGAGGGUAUCUCUGGUCUCUACUCCGGUAUUAACUCGGCCCUCUUCGGCAUCAGCGUCACCAACUUUGUCUACUACUACUGGUACGAAUGGACUCGCGGUUUCUUCGAGAAGGCUGCUGCUAAGGCUGGUCGCGCUGGCGCCAAGCUCACCACCGUUGAGUCCAUGAUUGCUGGUGCUAUCGCUGGUUCGGCCACCGUCAUCAUCACCAACCCUAUCUGGGUCGUCAACACCCGAGUCACCACUCGCCAGCAGGAGAAGAAGCAGGAUGUCGAGGCUGGCGAGUCUAAGCCUGCCAAGGCUCCCAGCACCAUCGGCACUCUGCUGCUGCUCCUCAAGAACGAGGGUCCUCAGGCUCUCUUCUCUGGUGUCAUCCCAGCUCUUGUCCUCGUUAUCAACCCUAUUCUUCAGUACACUCUCUUUGAGCAACUCAAGAACACAGUUGAGAAGCGUCGCAAGGUGACUCCUACUAUCGCCUUCUUCCUCGGCGCCCUGGGCAAGCUGUUUGCUACUGCCAUCACCUACCCUUACAUCACCGUCAAGUCUCAGAUGCACGUCCAGGGCAGCGGUAAGAAGGAGGGUUCCCUUAGCGCUCUUUCUCGCAUCGUCCGUGAGAGCGGUUACUCUGGUCUCUACCGAGGUAUCGGCCCUAAAGUCACCCAGAGCGUCCUCACUGCUGCGCUCCUCUUUGCCUUCAAGGACGUUCUCUAUGAGCAGACCGUUCGUCUCCGAAUGGCCCAGGCCGCUCGCCGACGUGUCGCCGCUUAAGCUAGCUUAAGCACUGGUCCCACUAGACCUGUCUUUCUUAUCAGAACCAGGAUUGAAGAUCCCCAAUUAUUCUCGGUAUCUCAUUCCGAUUACCGAAAAGCAUUUGCGGUGAGGAUGCGUUCGGUUUGUUAUUGAAAUUGGCACAAUGGAAAUGGCGUUGUAUCUUAUAUACCUAGUAUUAGUUCAUGUUCUGUUUGAUGUUUGAAACCAGGGCUGGUAACCAGGAAUAUUGGAAGAGGGUGUUGCUCUCAUCUGGAUACCCGAAUACUCUAAGGCGGCUUUGAUGUAACAAUUCAAUUUAAGCUCAUUUUGUCAUUAUACAUGGAUUUCCUUCAAUAAGCUUCAGACAGGAACCAGACGAGGUACAAUCCACCAGUCAUGAUAACACUUAUCAGGAGUUGGCACCUCAGCUCUGAGCUUCAGAUUACUCGCAUCUUCCUUUGAUGCCUUCAGCACAGCCGUAAUCGCGAGCCCUGUUGCAAUACAUGCUUUGAGCGCGUUCUUCUUUGAAGUCUGCCAUUUAUCGUGAGAACCGACUGAGAACGAAUCUGCCGCAGACAACUUGCUCAGAACCUCAAGCCCUUGCUUUGCACCCUUCAGAGCUCUUUCUGCAUAUUGAAGAAUAUCCACCGUGGACGAUUCUGGUUGCGUGGUUCCGAGAAUAAACUCUGGGAACCCCGGGCAAGGCGGUAGACCAAUAACGGCGAAUGGUCUCAUCCGCAGCUCAAAGCGGAGUUCGUCGUUACUAUACGGUCGCGGAGGUACCUUGACUAACUCGAGCCGCAUGAGAGCUGUGUAAAGACAUGAUAGCGCAUCUGACAAUUCCCAUGUGACAGCGGCAUCGAGAAGCAUAAGCCGAAUAAAGGCAAGGGAUCGCUCAAGUUGGCGAUCAACUGAAGGAUUUCGCGGUUGAGAAGGUGCGCGAGAUUCCUCGACUCUUCGAACAAUGAAGGACUUGAGCCUUUCUGUAUGCUGAACUCUCCAUUUGGCUAGGUAGUUGAGAUACCAAUACAUACCGGCAAGUUCGUCUGGCUGAUAGACUUCCAACUCGAAACCAAGUUGUACAAUCCAUUCCAUCUGGCGAAUCUUGUAUAAGUACGUCCAGGACGAUAGUGGGAGGGAGUAGGUGUCGACUGGUUGAGAAUUUGCUCCUGUGAAAUGCCUCAUUGGCUUCUCGUUUAACUUGACCUGGAUAAUUUGAUCAAUCUCUUCAGCAUCGAGCUGGAGAUUAUCCCAGUCCCUGAUGAUGUGGCAGAGCGUGCGCCGGACACGACACCUGUUCUGACAAAAGGUCCUGAAGAUGUCGAGAAACGAUUGAGCCGCUCUUUGUCGAAACAGUUCCAUUUGUUGCGCAACAAUGAAUCGCGGAUCUUGGGGGAAUUCGAUCUCGUCGUUGUUUCGAUCAAGUUGGGCGCUGGCCGGCAUCGACACGAUAGAAAAGUCAUCAUCCAUAAUCUGCCGAAUGCUCAUUGAGCCUAGAACUUCCAUCUCGUUAAAGAGGAAAGUCUGAAGUAGAGUCCGUACGAAAACCAGUGGUUGAGGCUUCUUGGCUUGAAACUGCAAGACGAAGUU
This is a messenger RNA of Fusarium odoratissimum NRRL 54006, 3020 nucleotides long. RefSeq lists its product as uncharacterized. NCBI's taxonomy places the organism in Eukaryota, Fungi, Ascomycota, Sordariomycetes, Hypocreales, Nectriaceae. Bases 408 to 1448 code for a protein of 346 amino acids. The record is from RefSeq and is a predicted model, not a curated record. The transcript has 3 exons. Gene Ontology annotation, cellular component: peroxisomal membrane. Gene Ontology annotation, molecular function: ADP transmembrane transporter activity; FMN transmembrane transporter activity; ATP transmembrane transporter activity.